Molecule: messenger RNA, 741 nt
Organism: Diaporthe amygdali
Lineage: Eukaryota; Fungi; Ascomycota; Sordariomycetes; Diaporthales; Diaporthaceae
Exons: 3
Coding region: 1-741 (246 amino acids)
Biological process (GO): translation
Cellular component (GO): mitochondrial large ribosomal subunit; ribosome
Molecular function (GO): large ribosomal subunit rRNA binding; structural constituent of ribosome
Source: RefSeq, a predicted model, not a curated record
AUGGUCUCAGAAAAUGCAGUGGCCGGGCAACGGACGGGUCCCAGCAAGCUCUACUCGAAUGUGACCUCUCCGAACAUGGACAAGGCACAGGCGCAUGCAGAUAGACGGGUGCACAUGGGCAUGUGUGCGACCACCGGCCGCCCCCACCCCCGACGGCAGAGCUCUUCCAAGGUUGCUCUCCGCCUUGUUCUGGACCCGGCAGAAUUUCUGAGCGCAGCUGGGACCUCUGCUUUGGUCUGGUCGAUCAACCCACGCAACCAUCGCCAGUCGAGCCUCGCGCGUCAAGCCAAGCCACACCACACCACACCAGUACGAGGAGCGCGGUCGUGGGGGCAGAAGACGGUCAAGAUGAUUCAAUUAAAGACAAUGCUCAACUGCAUCGACAACUCGGGCGCCGCCCUGGUCGAGUGCGCGAUGGUGGUGGGCCAGAAGCGGCACGCCAGCAUCGGCGACCGCAUCGUGUGCGUGGUGCAGCAGCAGCGCGGCGCCAACGCCGAGGGCAUGAGCGCCGCGUCCGGCAACAAGGUCAAGCGCGGCGACAUCCGCCACGCCGUCGUCGUGCGCACAAAGUACAAGGUCCAGCGCCAGGACGGCAGCGUCGUGCGCUUCGACGACAACGCCUGCGUCCUCAUCAACAAGGCCGGCGACCCCAUCGGCUCCCGCAUCAACGGCGUCGUCGGCGCGGAGCUGCGCCGCAAGAAGUGGAGCAAGAUCCUCAGCAUGGCCUCCAUGCACGCCUAG